UAAUUGUGCACCGUGCUCUCGGUGGCGCACCCACACUCAAACGGCCUUAGGACGCAGCUCCUAUGAACACACACGACCACAGACGAAGAACGGAACAUGCACAAGUUUGUGCAGCUUGUGUCUCUCUCUGGCCUACCUUAAUGAAGUCCUCCAGCGUGAAAGCAUCUUCAUCGCCCUCUUCCUCUUCCUCUUCCUCUUCCUCCUGCUGCGCAGGGGCCUCCGGCUUGAUCGCCGCUUCAUGGUCCAUCCACUCACCGCCCCUUCCCUCUUCUUCGUCGGCCGCCUGAGGCGUGUGGGGGGGCGCCACAGGGGCUUCGCCUGUCUUGGCCGAUGGGUGCACCUCACUGCUGGUCGUCGAGCGGUCAACUCUUGCCAUGUCUGCGAUGUCCACUGCUCCUUCUGGCCGACCUGUCAUGGUGUCACGGUCGUCAGCCUUUGCCGCAGCCACGGCGCCGGGCAGUGCAGGCACUGGCUCCUCUGAACCACUUCCUUCUCCUUCGUCUUCUUCUUCUUCUUCUUCUUCGCCAUCCGCCGGGCUGUCUCUGAUGCAUAUCACUCUGUCAAGCCUAGUUCGCUGCUUUCGCAGCUUAGGCGCGGCCGGUUUCUUCGCCUCAUGUGACGACUCCUCCUCCCCGCUGCUGCUGCUGCUGCUGCUGCCGCCCUCACUCUCGCUUUCUUCCUCCUCUUGUUCAUCACUCUCAUCACUGCUAAGGCUCAGCGAGUAUUGCACCAUCAUUCGUGUCGACGCCCGCGCGAAACCCUCUUUUGGACUUGACGUGCGGGAAGGGAAGCCGCUCACACGGGACGUGGCCGAACGCAUGAAGGUGUACUUACGCCGGCUGGCCGCACGCCGCACCUCCUCUUUCUCUUUGUGGCGCUCCUGCGAUGCGGCGAUAAGGGCAUGCAGCAAAAAUGUCGACUCCCACCAGGUGCAAAACGAUUGCGAUGUCUCCGCGAAGCCGGCUUGUGGCACGAACGUCUCGAUGAAUUCGACGCUGCUCGCCAGAUAGGGCGUGACUCUGCCUCUUGUGAGGGUGGUCCUCAUGGCCCAUGCAAGCCAACAGACCCGACAGAGGGGCUCCAACACCCAUAGGAACCCUAACACCAUGACCCACCCGUAGCUGUAGACCGCAUAUAGGCCCCCCUUUUUGCCUCUGCAAAGGCUCCUCCAGCCGCCUGUGCGGCAGUACGUGUCAUGGGGCGAUAGCACAACCACGUGCCACAAGAUGAAGGCGCCGAGAGACACGACUAGCAGAAAGAUCGCGCGCCGCUGCCAAAUCUUCACCACGCGUCUCUUGGCCUCGUCAUUAAAAUGACCAAAGGUGACUUUCUUUUCCUGCACAGAGCGCCAGGUGAGGUUGAGGAACCAUGUGACGACAAUGGCCACACAGCUGUCGAUGAGAGCCAGGACGAUCCUGGAGAAAGACAAGGCCGGCGCAAUAUCGUCGUCGAAGUCAUAGGUGCUGCCAAUUUGCGCCCCGCCCCAGAGCAGCAGCAGCACACACAUAGUCUGGAACAGAGCCGUCAUCCAUCGCUGGUGAGCUGUCGUCUUCAGACUUCGCCCCUGCGGACUUGUGCACUGCCAUAGUGGGUGGACCGAUGGCAAAAGGACCAGCAUGAGAGAAAGAAAUGCGGCAGACGAGCUAAUGGCCACACGCACGGGCAUAAUUGCCCGCUGCAAAACGUAUUGCAGCUCGGUGUCGGUGAGGUACGGCUUGCCCCGCUUGAGCAGAGGCGACUUCGGCGAGAGAGAAGCGAUUGAGACGCGAGCGGGGGUCCGGGUAGCUGAUCGUUGCGUGGUAUCCCCCUUGAUAAGAAUACUCUUGUGAGUCUCGCUUCUGCCGGCGACACUGCUCUUCGUCGUCUCACCGCCUGCGUCAGUGGCCUUGUCGUAGUGUUUUGUUGCCAUCUUGCUCAGCGUCUUGGCCCGCUGCUGUACGAAGGUCCGCAUAGACACAAAGAUCCCCCGGCUGGUCAUGCCCUGGUCCCUCUGGCGUCGCUCGUCGUCGAUGUCUUUGAUGCGAUUUAUCGGGGAGACCAGCACCUCUACGUUGAGACUCUUGGACACUCGGUUGCACAAGUCCUUCUCAAUGUCAGGCCAGUUGCUCAGUAUCUUUGCGGCAGCGCCUCCGAUUCCUCCUUCCCUAGUUGGCGUCUUCUCCUCCCCACCCAUCCUGGUCUUCCGUCUUUCCAUACUCGCUGAGAUCUUCUGGUGCACUUUUAGCACCAGCACGAGAAUGUUCAACAGCACGUCGGAUGGCUGCAACGCCUCUGGAAUAUCACCAAGGUCCCGAGGCGAUGGCUGCUGAAAAUCCACUCCUCGAGACGCCGGCCGAGGAAAGAACGCCGGUUCCUCCUCUCUUGCGGUCUGCUGAGAACUUUUUGACCUCGACGUGGCUUGCGACGACUGCUUGUCACUUUGGUCCUUCUCCUUCUCCUGCCUCUCCUCUUCCUUGUCAUUCGCAUAGCUCUCGAGGAAAGCGCUAAAACCAGCAUCGAGGUGCAGCGACGCCCUUCGCACAUCAAUCGAUGGACGCCCAGCCGCAAGGGCAGGCUUUGAAGGGUGUGUGGGGGCCUUCCUUGAGUCUUGGGCACGUCGCGUGAUGAUGUUGCCCAUGCCAUCUCGGAGGACACGUGAAGGUGUUCCGGACACUGAGGGCGGGGCAGAGGAGACAGCUGAUGUGGGUGCCUCCUCUAUCAGGGAAGUCCACAGACGAUCGACCGGCAGCAGGAAGAACCUGACGAGGUCGCGCUUCCUCUGCACGAACGCCAGAUCCUCUUUCAGUGCCAUCGGCCCGACGACCAAAACCACCCCAUCCACAAGCAAGAACAAAAGGACCACUGUCCAUCCAGCCUUCUCCUCAUCCACUCGGUUGCCGUCAUCCGCCCUUACACCUUCGUCAGUCUCGUUAUUUCCUGAGAAGUCUGGUUCCUCCAAGUCGUGGCCGAUCAGAGAGAAAGGGCUCCAAAAGAAAGGCCGCUCUUCGUGCCGAGCUGGCAGGGAGAAGACAGCAACGUCUUGAGACAGGUUGAGGCAUCGGCACCGGCAAGAGGGUCGCGGGUCGAGGUGGA
Molecule: messenger RNA, 3072 nt
Organism: Vitrella brassicaformis
Lineage: Eukaryota; Vitrellaceae
Source: the annotation of a GenBank genome assembly